Aspergillus clavatus NRRL 1 is the source of this 1011-nucleotide messenger RNA. RefSeq lists its product as uncharacterized. The coding region runs from base 1 to 1011 and encodes 336 amino acids. Lineage: Eukaryota; Fungi; Ascomycota; Eurotiomycetes; Eurotiales; Aspergillaceae. The transcript has a single exon. The record is from RefSeq and is a predicted model, not a curated record.
AUGUGCCACCUCUCCAUCUUCUGGCACAGCUGUGACCACCUCGUCCCUAUGACCAUCGCCUGUCCCUUCCACAAGCUCCCCUCCCACCCACGAGAUCCAACCUCAACCGGCUUGCUCGGCCACCCAUGCCCCCUCUGCCAGCACCAGCACCAGCACCAGCAGCCCCAGCCCCAACCCCACACCCUGCUAACAGCAAAGAUCCUCUCGACCAUCCUCAACACCGAGCCCGACCAGCCAGGCUUCCUAAACAUGAUCGCGCGCUUCUACGCGCGCGGCGACCACAAGCGGUUCACAGAACCACAUCCAAGCACACUGGCGCGCCGGUACCCGGAGCCGUCAAAUGCGUUGACGAGCAACACCGCGCCCUGGGAUUCCGUGCUGCCUGAAUCCGGGAAUGCCGCCGCCGGCCUGGACUCGACCCUCGUCGCACCCCCCACAGCGGACUUUUAUUUCUAUGCGCCGGGGCCCGCGCCGCAGCCGGGAUUGGCAUGGGAGGCGGAGAUGAACAUGCUGCAGCUGGAGGGAUUCACCCCUCAACCCCCGAAUCUGGAUCUCGAUCUGGAUCUGCAUCUGUAUCCUGACGUGAAAGUGAAUGUGAACGUAAACUCCAAUACCACCUCGCCGCCCGACCCAGCCAAGACCUGGGACUUGGACUUGGAUUUGGACUUGGACUUGGACUUGGACUGGAAUGCGCUCGCGCUCGCAGACACAGACAUAGCUGCAUACACAGACGCAGACACAGACGCUCUCCCCCCAAGUCCAACACCAACAGACCUACGCAUACCCAGCCAACCCCUGACACCCACACCCACAUCUACGCCUGGGCCUGGGCCGCGCCUGGCGGCCUCGUCAUCAGGACGAGGCGGGAAGCUGCAGAUGCCGCAGGCGACGAUGGUGCGGCAGAUCCGGUACCGGCGGAAUGGAAAGCAGAGGCAGGAGAUGGUGAGGAUUGGGAAGUCGUCGCUGGGGCAGGAGGGGCGGCGGGGAAAGAAGGAGAAGAGGGAGCAGUAG